CCGUCUAGUACUGUAUGACAGGGAGCGCGUGGACAUCCUCUGACUUGGCAGUGUUGCAGUGUACAACUUUAAAUGUGUUUAUGCAUAUGUUGUAAAAAUGUUUGCUCUCAAAAGUAGAAUAUAUUACAGCCUGGGGUUUGCAAAGUGUUGCCAAAGCAGGAAUUUUAGUGUGGGAAAAGCAACUUUGGACAGUGUCAACCUGAAGGGUCGCAGCUUUCUAACACUUAAAGACUAUAAUGCUGAAGAAAUUAAACAUAUCCUGUGGGUUUCCGCUGACCUAAAACAUCGAAUAAAGCACAGAGGAGAGCAUCUCCCAUUACUUCAAGGCAAAUCUAUUGCCAUGAUAUUUGAGAAGAGGAGCACUAGGACCCGCAUGUCCACUGAAACAGGAUUCUCUCUGUUGGGUGGUCAUCCAUGUUUCCUCACGCCUCAGGAUAUUCAUCUAGGGGUCAAUGAAUGCACCACAGACACGGCCAGGGUUCUUUCAGGUUUGGCAGACAUCGUGUUGGCUCGGGUGUAUAAUCACUCGUCUCUGGAGCACCUGGAUAAAGACACUUCUAUACCAGUAAUCAAUGGUCUCUCUGACCUUUACCACCCUAUUCAGAUUCUGGCUGACCUGCUAACACUACAGGAACACUAUGGCUCAUUAAAAGGCCGUACAUUGACUUGGAUAGGAGAUGGAAACAAUGUUCUUCACUCUUUCAUGAUGUCAUUGGCUAAACUAGGUGUCAAUCUGAAAGUGGCCACACCCAAGGGUUAUGAGCCAGAUGCUGCUGUCACUGAAGAGGCUCAGCGUCUGGCAAAGCAGUUUGGUACCAGACUGCAGUUUGUGUCAGAUCCAGUGGAGGCAGCGCGGGACAGCAGUGUUCUGGUAACUGACACCUGGGUGAGCAUGGGCCAAGAGGAGGAGAAGAAGAAGAGACUAAAAGAUUUCAGUGGCUACCAGAUCACCAUUCAGACAGGAAGCGUGGCUGCACCUGACUGGACAUUUCUGCAUUGUCUUCCACGUAAACCAGAGGAAGUGGACGAUGAAGUUUUCUACUCACAACGUUCACUUGUUUUCGAAGAGGCCGAGAACCGCAAGUGGACCAUUAUGGGUUUAAUGGUGUGCAUCCUGACAGACUAUAGGCCACAAAUUCCCACACUCAAAUUGUAAAAAAUGUGUGGGAAAAUAAAUCCUAAGAACAAAAUAAGGUAAUAAAUGCAUCUGUUUUUUGUCAAAUAAAACGAGUAACCUGCAUAUGUUUGAAUAUUCUUUGCCAAAGGGAGUUUAAUGCAUAUAUAAACAGUUGUCUAAACCCAUUACUCAUUGCAAGCAGUUUGACUACCCUUUUGGUAUGUUGGUGGUUGUUUUUGCCCCAUUGACUUCCAUUAUAUUAACAUUUUUUGAUUGCAAAGCCAUGAAACCAUAUAAUCAUGCAUUCUACCAGAAAGACCAGGAAGAUAAAUAUGAAUCACCCCUAAGUGGAUGGAAUUCAACAGCAAGGGUUAAAUUCAUGAAUUGUCAGAAUCAAUGUAUAUAAAAUGCUUUCCACAAUACUUUACUAAUAACAAUAAAUACUAAUUCAGGGCUAUAGGUGGUGCUGUGGCUUAAUGGGAAGGAUGUAUUAUCAGUAUCGAGUGUUUUGAUUUCUUUAAACUGCAGGGGGUCAGAUGGGCAUUACAAUUGCAUUUUUUACAACAAAAAUAUGUUGCAAAAUGCAUUUAGUGGAAAACAAUAAUAAAAUUCAUUACCAACCGUCAA
Molecule: messenger RNA, 1744 nt
Organism: Danio rerio (zebrafish)
Lineage: Eukaryota; Metazoa; Chordata; Actinopteri; Cypriniformes; Danionidae
Source: RefSeq, a predicted model, not a curated record